Molecule: messenger RNA, 3524 nt
Organism: Nilaparvata lugens (brown planthopper)
Lineage: Eukaryota; Metazoa; Arthropoda; Insecta; Hemiptera; Delphacidae
Product: RNA-binding protein 25
Exons: 18
Coding region: 374-3115 (913 amino acids)
Biological process (GO): regulation of alternative mRNA splicing, via spliceosome; mRNA processing
Cellular component (GO): spliceosomal complex
Molecular function (GO): mRNA binding
Source: RefSeq, a predicted model, not a curated record
GCUUCGGCUCCGUCAACAUAAACUGGGAAUGGAAAACUGUAGGCCGUGAAAUUCCUUGGUGUGAUUGGAAAUUAAAGUAGAAUUUUUAUUAAGUUAAUUCAUAUCUCUGAAAAUAUAGAUUUUUAGAAUAAAAGAGCUUUUUAUAAAAAUUAGAUGCAACCUCCAAUUGUUUUCCAAUGAUAGAAGUAGAACACGCUUGAUGAUGAAGCAGGUGAAAAGUGAUUACUAGUAAAUCUCCGACUUCGCCAUAUUGGAUUAUGGAUGUGAACAUUUUAGUUCCUACUUCCUAGACUUUAGGCUAUGUGGAAUUUAGUAAGGAUUCUGUGCAAUUUUUACGUUUUUGAUGUGGAAUUGAUUAUACACUAGUUAACCAAUGUCAACCGAUCCUAAUAAUCUGGUACCUCCAGGAACGCUUUCCACCUCCUAUAUACCAACAACUGCUUCUUCAGGAAAUGUUGGUUACAUGGUGAUGUCCUACCCAGGGAGGCCUCCUAUGGUCCCUGGAAUCCCUAUGCCUCCUGGCAUGGGGAUGCCAUACAUGCAGAUUGGAGGUCCUGGUCCAAUGAUGCCUGUGAUGCCUAUUGCACAUCCACACAUGAUGACCGGACCUCCACUGUCGGCGACGAUGCCGACCCCUGCGCCAACGAUACGGCCGUACCGCCAACACCACCACCACGGCACCCGACCCAACAACCCGGGUCGCAACAGUAAGCAGCCGCAACAUGUGCCAUCGAACGCCCCCGCCCCCGCCGCUCCCCCGGCCGGCCCUGUCGUCACUGUCUUUGUCGGCAACAUCACUGACAAGGCGCCCGACCAGAUGAUACGCCACAUCCUCAACGCAUGUGGCUUGGUCGUCUCAUGGAAGCGUGUGCAAGCUUUUGGCUUUUGUGAGUACGGAAGUCCUGAUGCUGGUUUGAGAGCUAUCAGAAUUCUACAUGAAAUGGAAAUCCGAGGGAAAAAACUUGUAGUUAAAGUAGACCCAAAAACUAAAACGGUGCUUGAUGAAUAUAAAAUUGAAAAACGUAAGAAGCUGAAAGGCGAUGCGUGCGCUCCGAUUGAGACUGACGGCGAGAUCGACGCUGACGAAUACAUGGAUGAAGAAAUGAAGAAUGCUGAUAAGAUGGCACAGGAGCGCAUCGAAGUCAUAUUUCAGGACUACGAAAAUGAAAUGAAAAGCUACAACUCGAAGGGCGAGCGUAAAACUGAUGUGGAACGACGUAUCCAGCGCUCGCAAAAUAAUCAGGCUGAGCAUACCAAAGAACCAGAUAGCAACUCGGUAGUGGACUUGGACGAUGCGAACAUUGAAGAAGGAAAGCGGGAUCUGAUUACUAGAGAGAUUGGCAAAUUCCGAGAAAUCAUGAAGAAGCAGGAAGAAGAAAAAGAACAGGAACGGAAACGGAGGGAGGAAGUGCGGAGGGAGCGGCGGGAGGACUCGCCGGCUACCAACGGGCGUGACAGGGAGAGGGAGAGAGAGCGAGAAAGGGAUCGUGAGAGGGACAGAGACAGAGAGAGGGAGAGGGUGCGGUCUCCGAGCAGUCGGAGUAGCGUUGGCAGUGUUUCGCCCGAGCGCCGGCAUCACAAGACAAGGCACCGUUCACACUCCAGAUCUAGAACGAGAGAGCGUGAAAGGGAGAAGGAACGUGAGAGAGAAAGGGAGAAGGAGCGCGAAAGGGAGAGAGAAAGAGAAAAGGAGCGCGAAAGAGAGAGAGAACGUGAGCGCGAACGAGAGAGGGAGCGUGAAAGAGACAUCCGAGAAAGAGAGCGUGAUAGAGACAGAGAAAGGGAUGAACGAAAAUCGGAACGAGAUCUGCAACGAGAAAAGGAGGAGGAAGAAGAACUCAAAGAUAAAAGAAAACAAGAGAGGAAGGCUCGUGAGAAGGAAGCGGCUUAUCAGGAACGACUUCGAACCUGGGAGAGCAGAGAAAGGCACAAAGCAAAAGAACUGGCAAGAGAGAAAGAGAAGAAACGGUUGAAGGAAGAUGAACGUGAACGGGAAGCAAAGCGUUUGAAAGAAUUUCUCGAAGACUAUGAUGAUGAGAGGGAUGACAUCAAAUUCUACAAGGGUAGAGAACUACAGAAGAGGCUAGAAGAAAGAGCGAAAGAAAUGGAGAGUGACGCCAGAGAUAGACAAAAAGAAAAAGAAGAACUUGAGGAGCUACGGUUGAAGAUCUACACGAGCAAUGAGUCAGCCGAUCCAGAAACUGAAUAUGCCAAGGUGCUGCAAGAACGAGAAGAGCUGUACAAGCCGAAACUGGUGAUCGACGUGAACCUGGAGCAGGCAAAGGCGCGCGAGAAGGAGAAGGAACGCGAGCGCGAGAAGGAGCGCGAACGAGAGCGCGAGGCUGAGAGAGAACGCGAAGCUCUGGAGAAGGAACGCGAAGCCGAAGAGCUGAUGGAGCUAAAACGGCGAGCUGCACUGUUGGCCGAGGCACAGGCCGAAGCUGAACGCACAUUGUUGACGAAUCACUCGCCCUCCAACUCGCCCCCCUCCCCUGGGGACCACUCGCCCCCGCCCGCCUCGCCCGAGCCCCAUCACCACCAUCACCAUCAUCAUCACCACGAACCUAAACCUGGUAAAACAUGGACCUCGCCAAAUGCCGAUAAAGAUAAGGACAAGAAGAAGAAGAAAUUGGACGUUAAAGAAGUGUUCAAUACUGAUGAUGAUGAGGACAAUAAUUUGGGAGGAAAGAAACGAAAACUUGUUCCGCUAGAUUAUUCGGAAGACAAGAAGAAGGUCAAAGAUGAUGUGAAGAAGGAAGACUCGGCUAAAUCUCAGGAAGAAAAGAGAAAACAUAUAAAAACAUUGAUAGAUAAAAUACCAACGGCUAAAAACGCGCUUUUCGCGUUCCAACUGGAUUGGGCAGCUGUAGAUAAUCAAUUGAUGGAAAGGAGAAUAAGACCUUGGAUUAAUAAGAAGAUAAUUGAGUACAUAGGAGAGCCGGAGCCGACUCUGGUUGAUUUUAUUUGUUCGAAGGUGCUGGCUGGCAGUGCGCCGCAGGGCAUUCUAGACGACGUUCAAAUGGUGCUUGACGAAGAAGCUGAAGUGUUUGUUGUGAAAAUGUGGAGACUAUUAAUUUAUGAAAUUGAAGCAAAAAAAUUGGGACUUGUGAAGUGAUAACUUUCUAGUGUUAGUGUAUUAUAUGUAAAUAGAUAAGUAGAACAUCAAGCUGUGAGAAGUGCGAAUGCAACUUCAAUUUUCAUCAACUAUUGAUGGAAUUACGUUUAAUUUUGACCACAAUGGUCAUCGAUUUGUAUUUAAUCAGUACCAGACUAUUAUCAUCAUUCUAGCUUAGUUUUCGACUGUUUGUGUUUAAUAAUGACUUUUAUGAAAUAUAGAAAAGAAAUUGCACAAGCAACACUUUGUGCUCUUUGAUGCCAUCUUUUUCAUUAGAUUGAAUCAUUGAUUGAUUAGAUUUGAUUGAUUGAUUAUCUUGAACAUAGAAUUACUGGCUCUAGCUCAACUCUGCUAUUUUUUUUUAUUCAAUUGAUACCAUCGAUAAAUUAAAAUUAAAUAUUUAUGAGUU